CGUGUUUGUUGCGUAUUAAGUUCUUUAGGUUAUAUAUAUUUUUUACCUAUGUUUAUAUAAAUAUAAUGCAUAAAGAAAAAUUUUCAAACUGAUAAUUAUUAAAAACUCAUUUAUAGAUUUAUUUUAUUAUUAAAUACAUGUUUAUAGAAUUACUUAAUUCGAACAAAAUUGAAAUUAGUAUAAAAGAUUAUGUCAGUGCACCGUAUGCUCGUCGGAAACAUGAUAAGAAUAUUGUAUAAAAACUAUUAGUAUUAUUAAUGAUAAAUUAAAUUUUAUGUGAAAUUUGUGAACGGAACUAUGGACGAACCUGUUGCAACGACUGAAAAGUCGAAAAAAAUUGAAGCAAUAAAUAAAGAAACAAUCCAUCACAUUUGUUCCGGUCAGGUAAGGUUAAGUGGUGUUGGAUCUAGCUAUAGCUGUCAAAGAAUUAGUGGAAAACAGUUUAGACAGUGGUGCUACAACAAUUGAUGUUAAAUUGACUGAUUAUGGUAGAACAUGCAUCAGUGUGAAUGACAAUGGUAGUGGUGUUCUGGAGCAAGACUUUGAAGGCUUGGGAUAUAUUAAAUUGAAAAUAGUUUUGGAAAUAAUAAUAAAGUGAUUUCUUUUCUUUCAAUCAGGCUUGAAGCACCAUACUUCAAAGCUUCGAGAAUUCACAGAUCUAACAGAAAUGAAUACAUUUGGUUUCCGUGGUGAAGCACUGAGUUCACUGUGUGCUUUAUCUGAAUUAAGUGUCAUCACCAGGCACUCAUUAAAUGAACAUGGUUUUAAAUUGGAAUUCGACCGAAAUGGCAUAUUAACAAAAAAAGAAUCAUGUGCUAGAGAGAGAGGAACCACGGUUCAUGUGAGGAAUAUAUUUAAGAAUUUGCCUGUACGAGCUAAGGAGUUUCAAAAGAACUUGAAAAAGGAGUAUGCUCGUACUAUCCAAGUUUUGUAUGGUUAUUGCUUGGUUUCCACCAAUAUCAAGAUCACUUGUUUCAAUUUAAUAUCAGGCAAAUCGCCCAAUCUUAUAGUAGCCACAAGAAGCACUAAUAAUGUUUUAGACAAUGUGAACUCUGUAUUCGGCAAAAAAGCUCUGGACAGCAUCGUGAAGCUCGAAUUGCAAGUUCCCGACGAAAUGACACUGCAGGAAUAUAAUCUGUCUGAAAAUGUAACCGUGGACUUCGACUGGGAAUGUUAUGUGAGCGUCUGCGAUCACGUGAUUGGACGUUCCUCUCCUGAUCGACAAUUUUUUUAUGUAAAUGGCCGACCCUGCGAUCUCACAAAAGUCGGUAAACUAAUGAAUAAUGUGUACCACAGAUACAAUAAUAAGCAAUAUCCGUUCGUCUUUCUGAAUAUCAAAUUAGACCGGCAGUCCGCCGACGUUAACGUUACUCCCGACAAGAGAACAAUAUUUUUCACGCAAGAGCGUCUCAUUUUGGCAACGUUGAAAUUUAGUUUAACAGCGAGAUGGGACAAAAUGCAGGGAAAUUUCACAACUAAAACUCUGACCGAGUUGAAUUUCGGUUUAAAAAGAGCGAUUUCGCCGACCUGCACGCAUCCGCCAGCCAAAAGGUUGCAAACAUCACCUUCAGUAUCACAUGUAGCAAGAGAUAAUGAUACUUGGAAAGAUAUAAAGUUAAGGAAGAAACCUAUGAAUGCAGAAAUGACGAUAAGUAUAACAAUGAUAAAAGAGAAGCUAAAAACGAAAGAGGAAGCUGAUAAGGCACCUGCCAAUAUAGGAAAGAGAAUAAAAUACAGAAUACAAAUGGAAGAUAAUCAAGGCGACGCUGAAAAAGAACUGCAAAGAGAGCUGACAAAAGAUUCAUUUGGCAAGAUGGAGAUUAUAGGUCAGUUUAAUCUUGGUUUCAUAAUAGCUCGCCUAGAAGAUGAUCUCUUCAUUAUAGACCAACACGCCACCGAUGAGAAAUUUCGUUUUGAGAAGCUUAGCAACGAGACGAAACUGAAAACACAAAAGCUUAUCAUGCCGAAGUCACUGAACUUCUCCGCACUGAACGAAACGAUACUCAUAGAGCAUCAGCAGACGUUCGAAGACAACGGGUUUACGUUCAAAAUCGACGAGCAAGCUGAACCCAGCAAAAGGAUAGAAUUGAUAGGAAUGCCUGUCAGUGGUGGUUGGCAGUUUGGCCAAGACGACAUCGAAGAAUUGGUGUUCCUUAUCAGAGAAGGAGGCAGUGAGAACAAGGAGAAGCACAUAUUUCGGCCGAGUCGUGUCAGACAGAUGUUGGCAUCCAGAGCAUGUCGCAGCGCAGUCAUGAUCGGCACAGCUUUAAGCAUCAGUGAGAUGCAAAGGCUGGUAACGCAAAUGACGCAAAUGCAGAAUCCAUGGAAUUGUCCGCAUGGCAGGCCUACUAUACGACAUCUUUUAUCAUUGCUAUUAAUAAAUAAGUAAAUGAACUGUGA
This is a messenger RNA of Odontomachus brunneus, 2400 nucleotides long. RefSeq names its product mismatch repair endonuclease PMS2 (gene Pms2). Gene Ontology annotation, molecular function: ATP-dependent DNA damage sensor activity; mismatched DNA binding; ATP binding. Gene Ontology annotation, biological process: mismatch repair. Lineage: Eukaryota; Metazoa; Arthropoda; Insecta; Hymenoptera; Formicidae. Gene Ontology annotation, cellular component: MutLalpha complex. The coding region runs from base 668 to 2389 and encodes 573 amino acids. The transcript is spliced from 5 exons. The record is from RefSeq and is a predicted model, not a curated record.